Messenger RNA from Racocetra persica, 1407 nucleotides. The record is from the annotation of a GenBank genome assembly. Lineage: Eukaryota; Fungi; Glomeromycota; Glomeromycetes; Diversisporales; Gigasporaceae.
ACUUACUGAAAUUAUUGUUACAGACAUAAUUAGCGCUAAAGAUAUUGGGAGGUACCAAAGUAUUCUAAAUGUAUACUAUAGUAUCUCUUCCAUAAUCGGACCUUUUUUGGGUGGUGUUUUUACAGAUCAUAUUACUUGGAGGAAUAACAUCACUUUUUAUGCCCUUGAUCUCAUGGAAAACGAGCUUAAUAAGUCAUUAUCUUCGUUGGGGACUUUUUCACAUGUUAAACUUGUUGGCCUCUGUGCCACUUAUGAAGAUGGAAUGGACUUUAUAGCAACUUUACCAGAUAAUAAACAAAAAACUUUCAUGUGGUUAGGCUCCUCAAUUGGAGAUUUAAGUAGAGAAAUGGAGCAAACUUUAUCAUCGUUUCCAAGAAAAAGGCAGGGCAUCAAUGCUGAGUUUGCAAUGAAUGCAUUGGAUCACCUUAAUGUUAUUUUUGAUCAGCCAUUUAUCAAUCGUAAUAAUUUUCAACCUAUAAUGAAGAUGAAAGUAGACGUGAAUGAUAUUAUCGUUUCUGAUGAUAUCAACAAAGAAAAAAUCAAAAUCAACGUAAAAGAGGAUGUACUUAUUCUAAUUGCAUAUUCUUAUAAAUAUAAUAAAGCUGAAAUUACAAAGCUUUUUUACGAUGCACAUUUAGCUCAUGUAGGAAGCUGGUCUGAUUCUGAUUUUCUAUAUGAUCUUCACUUAAUUUAUAAACCUCCAUUCUUCUUUACACGUCCUCAAGAAUUAAAAGGGUCUGUACCAACCAUUUCAAUCUUCGAAUAUCAAGAUAAAGUUAGGCAAAGACUUUUACGUAUUUACGAUGCUUAUAAGGAUAAGCAAAUACCACGUUCUUUAGUGCAAUUCAAGGGUCUUUUACCACCAAAAGGUGUUGUUAUCCCGAAUUUGCGCCAACCGAUUCAUAAAGCUUCAGGUGCAAAAUUACUGACAAUACAAACACAAACCAUUACACUUGGUCAUGAUGAUAAUGAGGAUCUUGACGACUCGGUUGAAACAUUUAAGAUUCAAUCACGUCCUAUAACUAAUAAUGAAUACUUGGAAUUUAUGAAGGUAACUGUGAAUCAGAAUUACCCAUUAUCUUGGAUUCUAAUAGAUCUUUCAUCAUUUGAGUAUAGAGUUCGGACCGUAGCGAUGAAUUGGCCUGUAUUGAUUGGCCUGUAUUGUUGCGUUUUGAACAAGCAAGCCAUUAUGCUGAAUGGAAGGAGAAUUACGAUGUUUUAUGAUACUUAUUCACGAAACCUAAAUUCGGAUUUGCCUAUUGGCAUCCAACUGAUGUCCCGCAGUGCGUGGGCAUGUCCUUCUACCAAAUUUGAGGAAUACCCUGGAUUCGUUAAAAGUAAAUUAUAUCCCGGAAAUUCUUCUGAUUUGUUUGAUGGAAAACAUUAUGUAAUCCUCGGUGGAUCAUG